AUGAAAUUGUUAAUAGCGAUUCUCCAACUCAGACUUGAAGGUUCCACAAUGUCUAGUAAUAGCCGCAAACGACGUUUGUCAAUACCUGUCCAACUCAACUCCAAAACAAAGCAUGUAGCAAAUGAUGAAGAGAGCGAUUCAUCGGAACAAGGACAAGAUAAGCAAAGGAGUCCAUCGCCUCUACCUGGUGAACCAUCAAUGGAACUACCUGAGGGUUUGCUCCAGACAUUUUACAAGACCCCGGGAGCACUUUUGAUAGCUGGUCAUGUGUCAUGGGAUUUGGUUGCGAAGAGAGACAGUAAUCCAACUAAACGCACCCAUCCCAAUCUCUAUACUUUUCACAAGUUUACAGAUAGAAAGUACCGACUAAUAGUAAGUGGCUGCAGUGCUGGUCACUCCAUCUUGAUAUCUGAAGAUGGAAAUGCAUAUACAUUUGGACGCAAUACAUUUGGACAACUUGGUUUCGGAGAUACUACAACUCGUAACGUCCCAGAAUUGGUGCCCACCCUGGAGGGCUUGAACAUUAUCCAUGCGGCUGUAGGCAGAAAUCAUUCUUUGUUUGUGACAGGUACGGGAACCGUUUACGCAUGCGGUGAGAACAAGUGUGGACAAUGCGGCCUUGGCCACACCACGGCGGAGAUACUUGUGCCCACCAGAAUAAAAUAUACAGGAGCUCCGAUUGUGAAAGUGGGAUGUGGUGCCGAAUUUUCAAUGAUAUUAGAUUGCAAUGGAGUUCUGCAUUCAUUUGGCUUGCCUGAGUUUGGUCAACUAGGUCACAACACUGACGGCAAAUAUUUUGUGACUUCCACAAAACUAUCCUACCAUUUCCAAACUGUACCUAAGAAGAUAGAAUUAUUCUUUGAGAAGUCCAAGGACGGGCACAUGACGCUAGUUGAUGACGUCAUCAUUGUGGACUUUUCUUGCGGGAAUAAUCACACUGUGGCUAUAGAUUCUAAAAAGCGGGCCUUCAGCUGGGGUUUCGGUGGGUUUGGCCGCCUCGGACAUGCUGAACAAAAGGACGAGGCUGUGCCGCGUUUGAUCAGGUUCUUUGACUCGCAGUACCGUGGUGUACGCUCUAUUCACUGCGGCUCUACUUAUAGCCUCGCUGUAAACGAACAUGGUGUGCUUUAUCUCUUUGGUCAAACCAAGCGCACCGGAGAGGCCAACAUGUAUCCAAAGCCGGUCCACGAUCUGUCUGGUUGGUCCAUUCGUAGCGUGGGAACGAGCAACACCUCCGUGGUUAUUGCUGCCGAUGACACUGUCAUUGCUUGGGGUGUGUCACCAACUUAUGGGGAACUGGGACUGGGCGAUAUACACAAAUCAACAUCUAAACCCAAAGAAGUGACCAAAAUGGAGGGACUGAAUAUAACACAGGUGACGAUGGGUUUCUCCCACACUUUGUUGUUAUGCGACAACUCCACGGAAGCUGUACAACAGAAGCUAGCUACAAUACCGACUUUUAAUCCUUAA
Messenger RNA from Leptosia nina, 1470 nucleotides. NCBI's taxonomy places the organism in Eukaryota, Metazoa, Arthropoda, Insecta, Lepidoptera, Pieridae. The record is from the annotation of a GenBank genome assembly.